Messenger RNA from Lingula anatina, 5871 nucleotides. Its product is annotated as A disintegrin and metalloproteinase with thrombospondin motifs 6. Gene Ontology annotation, biological process: extracellular matrix organization; proteolysis. NCBI's taxonomy places the organism in Eukaryota, Metazoa, Brachiopoda, Lingulata, Lingulida, Lingulidae. The record is from RefSeq and is a predicted model, not a curated record. Gene Ontology annotation, molecular function: metalloendopeptidase activity. Gene Ontology annotation, cellular component: extracellular matrix.
UGGACUUAUGAAAACAUUUUGAAAUAAAAAAGGUUGAAGAAACAAGACAACUGUUAUACAAAGUGUACUGCUGAAAGUAAAGUUUUCCAACAACAAAAUCAGCAAGUUGCUACUGAGGAAGAUAAGACUGUCCUGGGACUAAGACCAGUGUAAAAAGCUUCCAUUGAGAUGGCGGCUGCUGCUAGCGGACGCUUUGACCCGGUUAUGUUCACCUGUCACCCGCCAAUCCUGGCACAGUAGAUUUACGUCUGCAAAUUCAGAAAUACGUCAGGAAAAAUGCGAUAUUUACAAAAGCUUGCUGUGAGGUGAGACUGACGGGUCGCAGAGGUUGAACUGCGAUCAGUGUGUGAUUCUGGCAACGUGGAAAAACCGACACAGUAGCAGAGGAAGAAGGCAACUAGUGGCAAAAAGAAGGCAUUCCGAGGCAACCGAAAACUUCAGUACCCAAAGGUACAUGGUAUCGGCUGUGACGGGAGCCGCGGAGGGGCGGCGUUAGGAUGGGCAUGAAACCCACAGAAUGACUAAAAACACUAUCUACUUAUGGUAUCAUGAUGGCAUAAGUAACUUUUGUAGUUGACAGUUACCUUGGAUCAGCAGUGAUGACGUGAUUAAGGCGGAUCUUGGUUUCUGCUUUAAAGGAACCGGGUUUGGUUCUCUCUGCAGCAAGCAGAAGUCCAAGCAGUGGAUACGACAAAGUACUAUGGAAAUCGUAUACGCACUGUUGACGUGGAUUAUAAGCCAAGCCCUGGCACUACCAGUCAAUUACUCUCAAAUCUCUAUGAAGACAGAACAGUUAUUUCGUCAUUUAAAUCAUUACGAAAUGGUUAUCCCAAAACUUGUGGACCACAAAGGAAACUUAAUCAGUUUUGAUGUGACAAGCAAAGGAAUUAGAACUAGGAAAAAACGAAGUGCUUUACACACUAUUCCCAGCAAUCAAAGUGCUUUCUCCAGUGCCAGUACUCACUCUGAUGAAUGUAUUUACUACAAAUUGACUGCAUAUGGAUCAGAGUUUCAUUUCAACUUAACUUUGAACAGAAAGUUAGUGUCAGGAGACUAUACAGUGGAAUAUUGGAAUAGACAGGGGGUGGAAAGGCGGGACCGGCACACUGAAGACUGUCACUUCCAUGGCUCUGUUCUGAACUCCAUACAGUCAAGAGUUGUGCUUAGUAACUGCAAUGGCCUGCAUGGAUUAUUUUCUACGCAAGAUGAACAUUAUUAUGUGGAGCCAUUGUGGAAUCAUACUAAUUCAAUAGAAACACAGGGACAUCCUCAUAUUGUUUAUCAACAAUCAGCAUUAAAACAUAAACCUGGUCAUAGUUCCUCAAGUAGUCAUUGUGGAGUCAAAGAUCAUCAGGAUUCUCAUCUGCAUUCUCAUGAAUCUCAUUCCAAUCACAUACACAAUGCCAUCACACCCCUCUGGGCCCAAGGCCUGCAGCUCAAGCCUCAUCACUAUGGAUACCACAAUAAAGACAACUGGAAAUCACGCAGGCGGCGAUCUGUCAGCAGAGAGCGACAUGUAGAAACUUUGGUGGUUGUUGAUAAAAUGAUGGUUGGAUUCCAUGGGCAGCAAGAGAUUGAGCCAUAUGUUUUAACCAUAAUGAAUAUUGUUGCCAAACUUUACCAUGAUGCUUCUGUAGGGAAUGCAAUCAAUGUCAUUGUCACCAGACUGGUCCUGCUUAGUGAAGAUCAGCCCAAUCUUGAGAUCAACCACCAUGCAGACAAAUCUUUGGACAGUUUCUGUAAAUGGCAAAAGGCCAUUAAUCCAAAGUCUCAUGAGCAGGGGAUAGCACAUCAUGAUAAUGCUGUACUCAUUACAAGAUUUGACAUCUGUACAUAUAAAAACCAGCCCUGUGGUACGUUAGGAUUAGCCCCUGUUGCUGGCAUGUGUGAACUGGACAGAAGUUGCAGUAUUAAUGAAGACAUAGGACUUGCAUCUGCUUUUACAAUAGCCCAUGAAAUGGGACACAAUUUUGGUAUGCAACAUGAUGGUGCUGGUAACCCGUGUGGCACAAAGGGGCAUGAACCAGCCAAGAUUAUGGCUGCACAACUUACACGAGAGGUGGACCCUUUCUCCUGGUCAAGCUGUAGCAGAAAAUAUAUCACAGGAUUCCUUGAUUCAGGUCGAGGAGCAUGCCUGGAAAAUGUACCAAAGGAACGUGAUUUUGUGUUUCCAACAGAGCUCCCAGGUCAGAAAGUAGAUGCAGAUGAGCAGUGCAAACUACAGUAUGGACCUAAGUCUAGACAGUGCAAAGUCGGGGAAGUGUGUAGAGAACUAUGGUGCACCAACCAGAAUGAGCGCUGUGUCACGAAUAGCAUACCAGCUGUGGAGGGUACUGCCUGUGUCACGUGGCGGGUAAAGAAAGGGUGGUGUUACCAGGGGCGGUGUGUGGUUCAGGGCUCUAUGCCAGAGGCUGUAUCUGGGGGCUGGGGGACUUGGUCAGAGUGGGGGUCCUGUUCACGUACAUGUGGAGGAGGAGUAGAGUCUAGUAACAGACACUGUGAUAACCCAAGUCCUACUCAUGGUGGCAAAUACUGCAUUGGGGAGAGAACAAGGUAUAGAUCGUGCAAUAUUCAUGAUUGUCCUAUCAACUCCACUGUAUUCCGGGCUGUUCAGUGUACUAGUUUUAAUGAUGUACCUUUUCGAGGGGAAAAAUAUAAAUGGAAACCUUAUACUGGAGGUCUCUCAUCACUUGCCUUGUGGAAAAUGGUGAAAUUUGCAACACGGAGCAUUGGUGCAACUAAGUGCCAGGAAAUGAGUUUUAUUAUAGGUCAUGUGAACCCAUGUGCUUUAAAUUGCCUGGCUGAUGGACAUAACUUCUAUACAGAAAGAGCACCCAAAGUUAUUGAUGGUACCAGAUGUUACCCUGACUCCCUCAACAUGUGUAUCAAUGGAGAGUGCAGGCAUGUUGGCUGUGAUCACAUCUUGGGCUCUGGGGCAAUAGAAGACAAAUGUCGAGUUUGUGGAGGUGAUGGAACUACAUGCAAAACCAUUUCAAGUCUCUUUGAUAAACCACUACAAAAAGGAAGUUACCAAGAAGUUGUCACAAUUCCAAAAGGUGCAGUCCACAUUAAUGUAACAGAAGACACCCUGUCAAGAAAUUACCUAGCUUUGAGAUCAGAGGUCAAUGACACAUAUUACAUCAAUGGAGCCUGGACCAUAGAUUGGCCACGGAAGUUUGAGGUGGCUGGCACAGUGUUUCACUAUGAAAGGGCACCUGAUGCACCAGAGACACUGUGGGCACUGGGACCAAUACAGGAACCACUUGUCAUCAUGGUCUUACUCCAAGAAUCCAAUCAAGGCAUCCAUUAUGAGUACAAUGUUCCAGUCAAACCAAGUAAUGUAUCAGAGGCUGAGUUUGUAUGGGAGUACUCACCGUGGUCAGAAUGCUCAGUGUCCUGUGCCAAAGGUGUGAGUAAAUCUAAGGCAGUUUGCCUCAGGAAAGGAGAUAAGACAAAGGUUGACAACAGAUUCUGUCCAAGAUAUCUGAAACCCAAUGACAAACUAAAGUAUUGCAAUGAAGCACCAUGUAAACCAGGCUGGGUCAUUGGUGACUGGUCAGACUGCAGCCGCACUUGUGGUGGUGGUCAGAAAACUCGGGUUGUCCAGUGUAUGCAGAAGGUUGAUCAAAUAGAAGAAAAAAAUCUUGAGGAUUCCUGGUGCACCAAGCGGCGUCCCAUUGCACAGAUGAGCUGCAAUGAAGACAAGUGUCCACCUGUCUGGGUGGCUGAUGAGUGGUCAGAGUGCACUCCCAAAUGUGGCCCUGGUAUCAGAACACGCAAAGUAUAUUGCACCAGCAGUGAUGGUAGAACAAGGCUGAAUGUGACAAGUUGUGACAGGGCACAAAGACCACCAUUCAGGAUGAGGUGCAAUCUGGGAAGAUGUCCUCCUCCAAGCUGGGUAACAGGCGAAUGGGGAGAGUGUUCUGCUGAGUGUGGCAAAGGACAACAAAGGCGCACUGUGGUAUGCAAGACAUAUACAGGGCGUUCCAGUGAUAAGUGCCAUUUCAGAGAUAAACCACAUGAUAUACAGGAAUGUGAAACACCCUGUAAUGUGGCUCCACCAACAGGAGAAGAGUGCAAGGAUGUGAAGAAGGUUGCCUACUGCCCUCUGGUACUCAAAUUUAGAUUCUGUGACAGGGCAUACUUCAGACAAAUGUGCUGCAAGACAUGUUCACAGGCUGGUUUAUAACCCGUAUCUCCCACAUGGAGCCCAAGACAUGACCAUCAUGCUUCAAGGCUGGUUUCUAACCCUUGACCAGAAAACCAAGACAAGCCUGACUUCCUGCAGGACAGGAGCUGCUCCACACAACCACAUCAACUCAGCUCUCUGUUCUGCAAGAAAACCUCAAAAUGACUGAGGUAUGUUUUUUUGGGCAUCAGUGAAACAGCUGACAAGCAUCAUUCACCAGGAAAGGACAAUAGCUUCUUAGCUAUUAAAAUUAAUAUUCAGUCUUUUCUUACAAAUGGAAAAUGUCUUCAAUUUUAUUUCAGUCUGAUGCAAAUCAUUUUCAAAAUGCAUUAUGUGCUAAUGACAUUUGAUCGGGAGCAUCACCAAAAUAAGAAAAUGAUAGUAUUUAAGCUCAGUGAACAACCAUUUUGCACAACUGUAACCAUGCAGGAUUGUCAUAAAAUCUUGUUCUGAUAUUGUAACCAAAUUGUCACUAAGACGGCUAGAUAAAUCUUUGGUGUGACACUACCAGUGUUGAAUGUGGGGUCAGGGAGUGUGAGAGGGGGGUGGGAGAUAGCAGAGGCAAUCAUUUCAUGGCUAUAAGUAAGUCAGAUUCAAAAGGAAAAGUCCUCUUAGGGGGGCACCCCUUUGAAAACACCUCUGGAUCUGAACUGGAUAGAUUUUUGAAGUAGCAGAACUCAAUGCAAACAGCCAGUCACUGCCGAAAACUGUGCUACCUCAGACAAACUUACAAAGCAUUUAGUUCCAAGGCUGAAGAAGACCUCAGUGAUACAUAUUAAGGUUAGCCAUGGAAAAAGAAUUAAGUUUUUAUUAUAAAUACUUAUCAUAAGCAAGGUAGCAGACUGAUGGUUGUUUUACAAAUUGGAAAUGGAGGUUAAACAUAAAUGAAACUUAUUAACUUUGAGAAACUUGUUUGAAAUCAAAAUUAUACCUUCAAUGGACCAAUGAUUAUUUAGUUUUUAAAGCAGUAUUAUGAACUGUGAUGUUAGGUUGGAAUAAAGAUGUAGAGACCAUUCAUGAAAUUUAGUGUUUUAAUGUGUUGAGUAUCUACUAAAACAUUUGCAUUACUCUGCUUGUUUAUUACCAUAUGGAUGAUCAAGUAUCAUUGUGAAAUUGUAUUAACUUGAUAAUUAUAGUUGUUAUAUUGAACCAGUUAUUUGGUUACUUAUACCAAGAUUGCAUUUAUACUGUUUAAUUGAAUUCUGUGUGUUUUGUAUCAAUGUAUUUUUCUCAAUAUAAUUGAGAGAAGCAGUUGCAUUUUUUAACUUAUAAAUGUAAAGACAAAAUCCACUUUUUUGUCUUUUGUAGAAAUACUGUAUAUUCUGUCAAUGUACACUGUAGUAAGAAAGUGAUACUCCUGUGUUUUGUCACAUUCAGUUGCUUUUAUUUCACUUUAUACACUUUUCAUAAAACUCCAAUAUUAACAAGCCAUUGCUGAAUUCUUGUUCAUGACAUUAUCCCUAAAUUACUCCAACUGUACGUAUUUAUAUUUUUGUUUGAAGCAUAUCCUUUAACAGUUUAGGUCUUGGAAGAGGGUGUACUGCUUUGGUUUGAUAUGUAGGGUUUUUUAGAAUAAAAUGUUUUUAAUAUGUAAUGACAUAUCAUUUGAUAAGCAAGAGAACAUAAAUCAUCUAACAGAUACUGGUUAAGUAGGACUGUGUGCAGAAGAGAUUGUGAAAAAA